AGGUGUCCCAACACAAAGCAAAUGUAAAUAGUCAGUUGCUGGUCGCCUUUUAUGGUUAAUAUUGGUUUGAAUUCGCUUGGUAAAUAUAGCUUUUACUGUGAAGUUCUAUUUGUACAGGAAGUCGCUCUUUAAACCGUCUCAGCUUCCGGUGUGGGCGUGUUUCCGUCCUCGUACGGAUCGGCAAUCAUUUUGAUCAGGCUGACGAUGACAUCUUCAUGUUGAUUUGAUCAAUAAUUUUGACCUUUUUUUUUACGUUCAAGUUGGAGCCAAAAAAAUCAAAAUCAGGAGGGAAAAAAAGACAAGGAUGUGGGGAAAGCACUUCCUGGUCGCGCCUCCAUGAUGACGUCAGCGGCUGCGUGAAUCAUCCUUCAUUUCUCCAGGGGGGGUCAGGAUGCUGACAGCGGACGUCAGCGCCGCCAACGAGACCCCCGUGUGACCCCCCGGGCCCGGUUACUAGCUGCCACCAUGGAGGACACCCUGCGGAGGCUCCACAAAGACGCAGCCGGACACAAGCACAAAAACCUCCGCGACGCCUGCUUGUUAGCUUGCGAAACACUCAAGUCCCAGAAUGCAUCAGCCAAGAUGUCGCCAGCUGACCUGCGGGGGCGCUGCCUGUUGCCCCUUCAGAUGGCGCUGGAGUCCAAAAACGUCAAACUGGGACAGACGGCGCUGAGCGGCAUGCAAAAGCUCCUGUGCGAGGACCACUUCGUGGGCGGGGUCAGCGAGGAGGCGGAGCCAGAGGAGAAGCAGCUUCUCAGUCAGAUGCUGGAGGCGGUCAGAGUGACGCCCUUUCUGCACGAGGACCUGCAGGUGGAGGUGAUGAAGGUCCUCCUGUGCGUCACAUAUUCGCCAAACUUUGACAUCAGCGGAGACUCCAUCCUACGCAUCGCACAUGUGUGCAUGGAAACCUACACCAGCAGCUGCCACCAGCGGAGCAUCAACACGGCAGUGCGAGCCACGCUCAGUCAGAUUUUGGGAGACUUGACCCUGCAGCUGCGGCACAGACAGGAGGAAGCAGACGGAGAGGAGCCGGCGACCCUCCCGCUGCAGAGAAAAGACGUGUCGCCCACCAGCCAGGCGCUGUGCGAAGAUGUCGUCAUGGUCCUGACACUUUUCUGUGACAAGCUGGAGUCGGUGGACGCCAGCAACCAGAUGCUGCAGCUGCUCUACCUGGAGUGCAUAUUGUCCAUGCUCAGCAGCUGCCCCCCCACAAUGCACCUGUCCAGAGGCUUCACUGACCUCGUAUGGAAGCAGCUGUGUCCGUCGCUGGUGGCCAUCAUGGGAAACCCUGUCAGCGACAAAACCAUCGCCUCCCACCACGGCCACAUGGGGGCACCAGAGGCCGAGCGACCCAACUUGGGACCCAGCCAGGACCCGGAGUCCGCUGUCGGAGCGCCGUCAGACCAAGGCAGAGGGUCGGGCUGUUCGUCCAGCGCCCCCGCCAGGAUUGCGGCGGUGGUGCGCACCGUGUGCUACGUGGCGGCCGAGCUGGUGCGUCUGGUGAGCUGCGUGGAGUCCAUGAAGCCGGUGCUGCAGUCGCUCUACCACAGAAUCCUCCUCUACCCGCCCCCUCAGCACCGCACCGAGGCCAUCCGCAUCAUGAAGGAGAUUUUGGGAAGUCCGCAGAGAUUGUUCGACCUGGCGGGGCCGUGCGUGGCGGAGCCUGAGAGCAGGAAGCGCUCUUUCUCCAAGAGGAAGUCUCACCUGGACCUGCUGCGACUGGUGAUGGACGGCAUGACGGAGGCGUGUGUCAAGGGAGGCAUGGAGGCGUGUUUCUGGUCCGUGUCCUGCACCUGUGCUCUGCUCAAAGCCUUGGAGGACCUGUCGCAGGGGCGGGGCCUCACGCCCGAGCAGGCCUGCCUCGUCCUACGGCGCAUGGAGGAGCUGAAAGACGGGACGGAGUCGACGCGGGAGUCCAUGGAGGUCAACGAGGCCGACUUCCUGUGGCAGAGACACCUCCUGUCCUCCGAGGGAGCGCCCUGGGACGCCUCCUCCAACGCGGCGCCGGCCGUCGAGCGCAGUCCCGACAUUAGCAUUAGCAUCACCACGGACACGGGCCACACCACUUUGGACCUGGAGCCGGGACUGCCGUCGCCCUCCGCUGGCGAUCUGGAGUAUGACGGGCCGGACUCCGAGAAGGCCGUUCAGCGGGAAGGGGGAGGAGACGGGAAGGACUCGGACGCCAGGGGCGGGGCCCAAAGAGGAGGGGCGGUUCCUCCUGAUGUCGUGCAGCGAAGCCACGCCCUCGUCUACCCCGACAUCACCAACUUCCUGUCUGUGGAGUCCAGGACCAGGUGGCACCAUGGAGGAGACUCACGAUACAGUGAGAGCAACUUCAGUGUGGAGGAGCAGGACUUGUCCCGGACCGAGCUGGACUCGUGUGACCAGUACUCCAUGGCGGCCGAGAAGGACUCGGGUCGCUCCGACGUGUCGGACAUGGGUUCCGACAACGUGUCGCUGGCCGACGAGGACGAGCACACCCCCCGGGAGUUUUUGGGCCAGCGCUCUCUGCGUACCGCCGCGCUCUCGCUCAAGCUGCUGCGCAACCAGGAGGCGGACCAACACAGCGCUGGCCUGUUCGUGCAGUCGCUGGCGGCGCUGCUGCCCCGCCUCCUGGCGCUGAGCACCGGCCCUGCGGUGGACCAGCUGCUCCAGAGCUUCUCGCACACCUUCUGCUCCGGACUCCAAGCCGGUGGCAUUCCCUCGCCGGGUGCGGAGGCGGGGCUGACGCUGAGCUGCCAAUCGCUGAUGAACGCCGACGGCAUCUACCUACUGUCCUUCUACGCCCUGCUGCUCAACCUCAAGCUCUGCAACUGCCUCUUCUACCAGCGCAGGACGCUGCCGCCCGCGCUCGGCCUGAAGGAGUUUGUGCGCCUGGUCCAGAGCAGCGGCGUGCUGGUGGUCUUGUCUCAGGCCUGGAUCCAGGAGGUCUACCACCUGGUCCUGGGGAGAGACCUGCUGGGCCAAGCGGGCUACUGGGGAUCCCAGGAGGAGUGCACGCCGCCUCUCAUCGCCAUGCUGACUGACAUGGAUGGUCUGGGCAGCUGUGUGAUUGGUGGUCAGCUGAUCAGGACGUCCAGCCAAUCAUCUCUCACCUGCGACGCAGCAGCGGGCGACGUCGUCGUGACGGGGGGCGGGGUCUUCUCCCGCUUCAUCCUGUGGGGAGUGUGGAAGAACCUGAUGGAGGUCUUGUCCACGCCGCUGACGGGCCGCAUGGCCGGCAGUUCCAAGGGGCUGGGCUUCGUGCGAGAGCAGAGCCAGAGGGAGCGCGACGCCAUUUGUCUCAGUUUGGACGGCCUGCGCAAGGCCGCCGCGCUCAGCUGCGCCCUCGGUGUGGCCGCCAACUGCGCCUCGGCCUUGGCCCAAAUGGCCGCCGCCUCUUGCGUGCAGGAAGAGCGCGAGGAAAGGGAGGGGUCGGAGGCGGGAGACGCCAUCACACAAGUGAAGCAGCGUCUGGAGCAGAUGGCGCGUCCUCAAGGUGUUCGCCUGCACACGGCGCACGUGCUGUGCAUGGACGCCAUCUUGAACGUGGGCUUGGAGAUGGCCAGUCACAACCACGACUGCUGGCCACACGUCUUCAGGGUGACGGAGUACAUCAGCUCCCUGGAGCACAGUCACUUCGGCGACGCCUCCUCUCAGCCGCCGCCGCUGCCUACCGUCGCCCAGCGCGGGGACCCAGAGCCCACCUGCGAGCCCCAAGACCAGGCUCCAGAGCCGGGCCCCGGAUUGCCGGUCAUCCGGCCGCCAACCAUCCAGGAGCUGCUCGGCGGCGGAGGAGGGCGGAGUCUGGACCUGAAGGCCGGGAUCCUGAUGACGGGGCCCGGCGCCGCCAAGGCGAUUUGUACACUGUCGACGCAGACGGACAGGUUGUUUGAGGAAGCUGCGUCCAAACUGAACCUGGUGGCUCUGGUGGGCUUCCUGCAGCAGCUGCGGAAGGCGUCUCAGUGUCAGUUGUUUGAUUCUGCCACAGAGACGGGCGAUUAUUCACUGGCAAUGCCUGGAGAAGCAAAGUCCACGUUGGAGCGCCACAGCGCCCUCCAUCUCUUCCGUCUGGGCGAAGCCAUGCUGCGUAUCGCCAGAAACAAAGAUCGUCCGCUGCUCCACAUGAUGAGGGCGUGGAGUGUGGUGGCGCCACACCUGGUGGAGGCGGCGUGUCACAAAGAGCGCCACGUAUCCCGGAAGGCCGUCUCCUUCAUCCACGACGUCCUGACGGAGGUUCUGACCGGCUGGGUGGAGCCGCCGCACUUCCACUUUAACGAAGCGCUCUUCAGACCCUUUGAGCACAUCAUGCAGUUGGAGCUGUGCGACGAGGACGUCCAAGACCAGGUGGUGACGUCCAUCGGCGAGCUGGUGGAGAUGUGUUCGCCUAACAUCCUGUCCGGAUGGCGGCCUCUUUUCAGCGCUCUGAGGACCGUGCACGGCGCCAAGAUGGAGGUCAAAGACUACCUGCUGGGAGAAUAUUCCGUGGGCGUCAAGUGUCAGGCACCCGUCUUUGAUGUCUUUGAGGCGUUCAUCAGCACGGACAACAUACAGGUGUUUGCCAACGCCGCCACAGACUACAUCAUGUGCCUGAUGAAGUUCGUCAAAGGGUUAGGCGAGGUGGACUACAGGGAGAUCGGCGACUGUGUCCAGACGUCGUCUUUCAGCUCCACCGACCUCUGCCUGCCGGCGCUCGACUACCUGCACAGAUGUUCUCAGCUGCUGGCCAACAUUUACAAGAUGCCGUCGAAGCCCGUCUUCCUGGGGGCGCGCCUCGCCAGCCUACCCUCUAGGACAUACGAACACUCGACGGGCAGCGAGGACGGCCUGGACGGCGUCCUGCAGGAGUUUGACGACGACACGGGUCUGAUCCAGGUGUGGAUCCUGCUGUUAGAACAGCUGACGGCGGCCGUCUCCAACUGUCCUCGUCAACACCAGCCGCCCACCUUGGAGAUACUCUUCCUGCUGCUGCGAGAGGUCGCCGUCGUGCCAGGUCCGGGCUUCGCCAUCUUUGCCGUGGUCCAGCUGUUGAUUCCUGUGAUGUCGCUGUGGCUACAGCGUAGCCACGGCGACCACGCCUACUGGGACGUGGCGGCGGCCAACUUCAAACACGCCAUCGGACUGUGCUGCGAGCUGGUGGUUGAGCACGUCAACACCUUCAUACACACAGAUGUGGGCUGUGAGUCUCUGAUCAACGUGAUGCUGAGGGACGUCUUCAAGCUGCUGGUGGCUUGUGUGUCUCAAGCGGCAGAGAGCAUCUCCAGAGUGGGCUGCUCCUGCAUCAGGUAUGUUCUGGUGACAGUGGGUCCCGUGUUCACUGAGGAAAUGUGGAGGUUGGCAUGCUGUGCCUUGCAGGACGCCUUCUCUGCUACCUUAGAACCCGUCAAGAACCUUCUGGCGUGUUUUCGGAGCGGUUCUGACAGUUUCUGCGGAGACGCCUGUGAGGUCAAAGUGGCCGCCCCUUCGUCCUCGCCAGCAGCGGAGGCCGAGUACUUGAGGAUCAAAGCCAUGGCCCAGCAGGUGUUCAUGUUGGACAGUCAAUGUUCUCCAAAGACACCCAACAACAAGGACGGUUUUGAGCACGCUCAGUCGUGUGUUUUGAUCAUUGAGCUGCCACCUGACCACCACUCCACUGGGCAUGCUCCGAAGAGGAUUCCGUUCAGGACCAUCGUGGUCAGCCUGCUGUCCCAUCAGGUUCUGCUCCAGAACCUGUCCGACAUCCUCUUGGAGGAGUUUGUCAAGCAGCCCGAAGGUCAGGAGAGGGCGACGCCCGUCACCCCUGACCCCGGGCGACCCGCGGCGGGCUUCCUGCGCUACGUGUCCAUGACCAACCUGUCCAUCAUCCUGGACCUGCUGCUGGACUCGUACAGGACGGCGCGAGACUUUGACACCCGCCCGGGCCUCAAGUACCUGCUGAUGAAGGUGUCGGGCGUGUGCGGCGCCGCCAACCUCUACCGCCAGUCGGCCAUGAGCUUCAACCUUUACGUGCAGACGCUGCUGAGCGCCAUCUUGAGCCAGUCGGACGCCAUGACGGCCCAGCAGGUGAAGAAGAUGCUGUACGAGGAAGAGGAGGGAAGCUCCGACUCUUCUCAUCCUGGAUCAGCGUCCUCAGAGGACGAGGACAUCUUUGAAGAGACAGCACAGGUGAGUCCCCCCCGCGGACGGGACCAGCGCCACCAGUGGCGAGCCGCCAUGACGUCCCUGAGCGUGGCGCCAGGGGGCGGCGCCGACUGGGCGUGGCUGGUCAAGCGUCUCCACAAGCUGUGCGCGGACUUGUGCAGCAGCUACAUCCAGAUGCACCGCGACCUGGAGAGCGCGCUGGAGGACACGCCCCCUCCGCCGCCGCCCCGUGGCGCCGAUCCCGCCUUCUUCCUGCCGCUCUUCCAGUCCGAGGCCUCCACCCCCACGUCGCCGAGUCAGACGGCGGAGACGAGUACGGCGUCGCCGGGGGACACGCCCACUCAGAGUCCAGGAUACAGCUGCACAGGAAGUCUCCCUCACAGCUUCCUGAGCGGGCGGAACGCGUCUUGGGGCCGAAGGAAGGACUGGUGGGAGAGCGCGGGCAGCAAACUGUACUCCAUGGCGGCGGACCGGAGCUUCAGCAAGCUGGUGAGCGACUACAAGCGCAGGAAGCAGCAGAACCACCUCCACCGCGGCGCCGGGGAGGGGAGGGGCUCGGUGGAGCCGCCCCAGAGGCCCCAGCAGCUGGUGGACCAGCAAGGACCCCCGCUGAGGCACUCGGUCAGCGCCGGACCAGAAGUCCUGAGGCAGGAGAACCGCUCGCGUUCCGGCUCCACCUUCAGUUCUCACGGCGUGUCUCUGAGGGACGCCGAGGCCCAGAUCCAGGCCUGGACCAACAUGGUGCUGACCGUCCUCAACCAGGUCCUCCUGUUGUCCGACUCCGCCUUCCUGGCGCUGCAGCCGGCGCUCUACCCCAGCCUCAGCCAGCUGACGUGCCACGUGGCCGACGCCCGCGUGCGCCAAGCGCUGCGUGAGUGGCUGGGCCGCGUGGGGAGACUCUAUGACAUCGUCGCCUGACCGGCAAGACGGCGUCAGCCUCGCCACUCGGCGCCGCUAACUUCGCGAUGAGCCCAAAGAUGAUGAUGUCGCUUGUACGAAAUAUUAUUUAUCACUUCCUGUAUUUCAUGUGCGUGUUCUCCGCUUGAUUAAACAUUGUGAUGAGCAGCACUCGACCAAUCAGCGCUGACCCAGUGCAGACGGAAGGGGCGGAGCCUUCAUAGCGGGGUUUUGAUCAUGUGACUCACCCUUGACUUAUGGAACGUCCUGGCAGAGUUUAUGGCGUCCAAUAAGAACACGGUUGAGUCGGAUCUUAAAGAGUCGUUCAAGACCACCAAUCAGCGCUGACCCAGUGCAGACGGGAGGGGCGGAGCCUUAAUAGCGGGUUUUUGAUCAUGCGAGUCACCCUUGACUUAUGGAACGUUCUGGCCGACUUUAUGGCGUUCAAUAAGAACACGGUUGAGUCGGAUCUUAAAGAGUCGUUAAAGUCGACCAAUCAGCGCUGACCCAGUGCAGACGGGAGGGGCGGAGCCUUCAUAACGUGGUUUUGAUCAUGUGACUCACCCUUGACUUAUGGAACGUUCUGGCCGAGUUUAUGGCGUCCAAUAAGAACACGGUUGAGUCGGAUCUUAAAGAGUCGUUCAUGUCAACCAGUCAGCGCUGACCCAGUGCAGACAGGAGGGGCGGAGCCUUCAUAACGUGGUUUUGAUCAUGUGACUCACCCUUGACUUAUGGAACGUUCUGGCCGAGUUUAUGGCGUCCAAUAAGAACACGGUUGAGUCGGAUCUUAAAGAGUCGUUCAAGUUGACCAAUCAGCGCUGACCCAGUGCAGACGGGAGGGGCGGAGCCUUCAUGACGUGGCUUUGAUCAUGUGACUCACCCUUGACUUAUGGAACGUUCUGGCCGAGUUUAUGGCGUCCAAUUAGAACACUAUUUAAGACUCUUUGAAGAGAGUCGGAUCUUAAAGAGUCGUUUAAGUCGACCAAUCAGCGCUGACCCAGUGCAGAGGGGAGGGGCGGAGCCUUCAUAGCGGGUUUUUGAUCAUGUGACUCACCCUUGGCUUAUGGAAAGUUCUGGCCGAGUUUAUGGCAUCCAAUAAGAACACGAUUUAGGACUCUUUGAAGAGAGUCGGAUCUUAAAGAGUCGUUCAAGUCGACCAAUCAGCGCUGACCCAGUGCAGACGGGAGGGGCGGAGCCUUCAUGACGUGGUUUUGAUCAUGUGACUCACCCUUGACUUAUGGAACGUUCUGGCCGAGUUUAUGGCGUCCAAUAAGAACACGGUUGAGUCGGAUCUUAAAGAGUCGUUCAAGUCGACCAGUCAGCGCUGACCCAGUGCAGACGGGAGGGGCGGAGCCUUCAUGACGUGGUUUUGAUCAUGUGACUCACCCUUGACUUAUGGAACGUUCUGGCCGAGUUUAUGGCGUCCAAUUAGAACACUAUUUAAGACUCUUUCAAGAGAGUCGGAUCUUAAAGAGUCGUUCAAGUCGACCAAUCAGCGCUGACCCAGUGCAGACGGGAGGGGCGGAGCCUUAAUAGCGGGUUUUUGAUCAUGUGACUCACCCUUGGCUUAUGGA
Molecule: messenger RNA, 8570 nt
Organism: Nerophis lumbriciformis (worm pipefish)
Lineage: Eukaryota; Metazoa; Chordata; Actinopteri; Syngnathiformes; Syngnathidae
Gene: arfgef3
Product: ARFGEF family member 3
Biological process (GO): regulation of ARF protein signal transduction
Molecular function (GO): guanyl-nucleotide exchange factor activity
Source: RefSeq, a predicted model, not a curated record